AUAAAGGAUGCUGGGCUGUACGAGAGGAGGGGGAAGGGGGAUAGUGGAUGUAUCUAUCGUUCCUUUUUAUCUAAUAUACCGCCACGGCCAUUGUUGAAUACGACUACAUUAUUCGGUAGAAGCCAUGUCGCUUCUAUCAGGUCUCGCAGAUUUGAUCGGAUCCUCUACCGCAUUUUUUCUUCUUGUCCUCGCCUGGUAUGUAACCUCAGCUGUUUAUUCAUGGUACCGUCUUCGCCAUGUACCGGGCCCGUUCCUGGCAUCAUUUUCGUACCUGUGGCUAGCUUACUAUGCUUUGAGCGGCAAACAGCUUGAGAUCAUCGAUUAUAUCGGCAAGAAGUACGGUUCGCUCAUUCGACUCGGCCCCAACGUGCUCUUAUCGGACGAUCCAGAAGUCAUAAAGUCCUUGUCGAGUGCGAAGAGCAAGUAUAAGAAGUCGACCUGGUACCUUGGGAGUCGCUUCAAUCCGUACCAUACAACUAUGUUCAUAACGCUGGACCCGAUAGCUCACGACAAGACCAAGGCUCAGGUUUGGCCUGGAUAUAGUGGCCGCGAUAAUCCCAAUUACGAGUCUGACAUCGACUCUCAAAUUAGCAAUUUCGUUAGCAUCAUUCGGAAGAGAUAUAUCACAAUAGCGGGUGUAGGGGGAUACCGCCCCUUGAAUUUAGCGCAGACCGUUUCGUACUUCACCAUAGAUGUUAUAUCAAAGUUGUCAAUAGGACAAGAAUUCGGAUGUCUGGAAACCGAAACGGACCGUCAUGGAUUCAUCGAAACCACCCACAAACAACUUCUCCUGAUAGCUAUAGCACAGGAUGUGCCCUUAGUUCGGAAUAUUGCCUACUCAACACUCGGGUUGAAGAUUUGGGGACCCAAGGAAACCGACAAAAAAGGGCUAGGGAGAAUUAUGCACAUAGCAAACGAGGCCGUACGAAAGCACUUCAAACCGGAUGCAGAUAAGGAUGAUAAAGCCGUGUUAGCCUCGUUUAUGAGACAUGGUCUAACGCAGCCUCAAUGUGAAGUAGAGUCAAUCUUCAUGUUUGUGGCUGGCUCCGAUACAACCGCAUCUGCGAUCCGGGCUACACUGCUGCAUAUCUUUUCGAUACCGCGGGUAUACCAGCGUUUGAAAGAUGAGAUAAGAUCAGCUGUCGUAGAGGGAGGGGUAUCGCAUCCUAUUACACAAGCGGAGGCUAGAGAGUUGCCAUACCUCCAGGGUGUAAUUUACGAAGGCUUGCGGAUACGCCCCGUGACGACUGCCAUGAUAGCCAAAGAAGUGCCUCCCGAGGGCGACACGAUUAAUGGCAAAUUCAUUCCCGGGGGAAUGAUAGUCGGUUCAAAUUUCCAGUCACUUCUGCGCUCAAAGGUUUUGUUCGGUGAAGAUUCGGACAUGUUUCGACCAGAAAGAUUCCUGGAACUCGACCAGAAAGCUCGCGCUGAAAUGGAGCGGAAUGUCGAACUUUCUUUCGGGUACGGCAGAUGGAUGUGUGCCGGAAAGCCUAUUGCAUUCAUGGAAUUGAAUAAGAUCUUCUUCGAGUUGCUGCGAAAUUUCGACUUUCAGCUUGUAAAUCCUCAGAAACCGAUGACUACUGCUAGUUAUGGUCUUUACAUUGAUGAAGGACUCGUUGUAAGAGUGACGGAAUCUGAUAUUGCUCAUUGAUUUUGGUGAUAAUUGAUGAAUGAUUAGUACUACAAGUUGGAAGUUUCAAUGAUGGGAUGCAUUCCUAUUAGUCAUAUGUGGAUGAGAGGUGGUAGCUUCCAGGUUAGUGACCUGUUAGUGACCUAUUUUAUAGGUGUUGGUAAUAAAAAAUAGAGUUACUCCAA
This is a messenger RNA of Annulohypoxylon maeteangense, 1815 nucleotides long. RefSeq names its product cytochrome P450. The record is from RefSeq and is a predicted model, not a curated record. The transcript has 5 exons. Lineage: Eukaryota; Fungi; Ascomycota; Sordariomycetes; Xylariales; Hypoxylaceae. Gene Ontology annotation, molecular function: monooxygenase activity; iron ion binding; oxidoreductase activity, acting on paired donors, with incorporation or reduction of molecular oxygen. The coding region runs from base 125 to 1651 and encodes 508 amino acids.